CCGCAAGGAUAUCAUCCGGAUGAACCCGUCUCGAUUCGAAAUCGGACCUGUCUACAACACCAACCCCCGAGAUCGCAAGACGCUCCGCGGCGGCCAGUUGAAGCCCAUCUCCAAGGAACUCGUCUUCGAUAUUGAUCUGACGGAUUACGAUGACAUCCGCUCCUGCUGUACGAAAGCCAACAUCUGCGGCAAAUGCUGGGCAUUUGUGACCAUGGCGAUCAAGGUCGUCGAUACGGCCCUCCGCGACGACUUCGGCUUCGAGCACAUCCUCUGGGUAUACUCCGGUCGCCGCGGUGCGCACGCCUGGGUGUGCGACCCCCGCGCGCGCAGCCUGCCGGACGACCGACGCCGGGCCAUCGCCGGGUACCUGGACGUGGUGCGGGGCGGCAACAGCAGCGGCAAGCGGGUGAACCUGAAGCGACCGCUGCACCCGCACAUGGCGCGCAGCCUCGACAUCCUGAAAUCCCACUUCGCGCAGACGACGCUGGUCGACCAGGACACCUUCCUCGGCCCCGAGCAGGCGCAGCGCCUGCUGGCCCUCCUGCCGGACAAAGGGCUGAACGAGUCGCUGCGCAAGAAGUGGGAGUCCUCGCCCGACCGCACCAGCGCCAAGAAGUGGGCCGACAUCGACGCCCUCGCCAAGACGGGCAAGAGCAGCACCCUGAACCCGACCACGCUCCGCGACGCCAAGCAGGACAUCGUGCUGGAGUACACUUACCCCCGGCUGGACUCCGAGGUCAGCAAGAAGAUGAUCCACUUGCUCAAGAGCCCGUUCGUCAUCCACCCGGGCACGGGCCGCGUGUGUGUCCCCAUCGACGCCCGCAAGGCAGAGCAGUUCGACCCCCUCUCGGUGCCGACGGUGACGCAGCUGCUCGCCGAGAUCGAUGCGUGGGAUGCGGAGCAUCCGAGCACCAAUGCCGGACUGGAGGCGGCCGAGGGCGAGGGUAGUAUCGCGGACUCGGACGCGAGGGGAAGCCGCAGAGUACAGGAUUAUGAGAAGACGAGCCUGAAACCAUACAUCGACUACUUCCGCUCCUUCAUCGCCGGUCUUCUCAAGGAAGAGCGUGGUGGCAAACGGGAACGGAAUGAGGACGUUGAGGAGACAAAGCCUGAGAGUAUGGAGUUCUAGGCUUCUGAGUUUCGCCUCCUAGGUGAAUGGCGGUCUUUAUGGUUUUAAUUCUCUCAAGCCCUAGCCUGGGUAGCAUUAUUUUUGGGUAUAAUCUUGGAGCAAUUUGGGAGUAUGUCCUUUGAAAGUGAAUAUUUCAGGCGUUCGAAGAAGGGUCACGGGGCCUUUCCCCUGUGUUUUGUGUAAAUAUUGUGAUGGUUCUUACUCUUCUAUUCAUUUCCGACUGCAGACUGAGCUCAAUAAGUGGUUAUGAGAAUCAAUACGAAUCAACAUGAGCC
This is a messenger RNA of Aspergillus fijiensis CBS 313.89, 1404 nucleotides long. RefSeq names its product DNA primase subunit PRI1. Gene Ontology annotation, cellular component: alpha DNA polymerase:primase complex. The coding region runs from base 20 to 1129 and encodes 369 amino acids. The record is from RefSeq and is a predicted model, not a curated record. The transcript has a single exon. Gene Ontology annotation, biological process: DNA replication, synthesis of primer. Lineage: Eukaryota; Fungi; Ascomycota; Eurotiomycetes; Eurotiales; Aspergillaceae.